Molecule: messenger RNA, 3242 nt
Organism: Triplophysa dalaica
Lineage: Eukaryota; Metazoa; Chordata; Actinopteri; Cypriniformes; Nemacheilidae
Gene: ppp1r16a
Product: protein phosphatase 1, regulatory subunit 16A
Exons: 11
Coding region: 458-2086 (542 amino acids)
Cellular component (GO): cytoplasm
Molecular function (GO): phosphatase regulator activity; protein binding; enzyme inhibitor activity
Source: RefSeq, a predicted model, not a curated record
AAUGAUACUGACAAACCGUGCACAAUAGGGUUAGAAGUGGAAAGAAAUUUGUAUGAAAAACAUUAUUGUCUAGAAAAUGUAUAUAUGACCAAUCAUGGAGCGCGUCUUUUCCGUUAAGCCCCGCCCAGUUGAGAACGUUCAUCGGUGUUUGUGUGUGUGAGAAUGAGAACAGCGCCGACUGUCGUGAUGCCGUGAGCGGGAGGACGAGCCGCCGAGAGCCGCUGUUGUUAUGGAGAAACUUUAAUGCCUCUUAAUGCGUCAGAAAACGACUGAAAGACACAAUGAACAAACGUCAAUAUUCGGAUUGAGUUCAUUCGGAGAAACAGAUAUUUCCGUCAGUGUCCAAUAAUGAACGGUUGACAAGAAGAUGAUGAGAUUUCGUUGGCUGUCAUGGGCGUGUGAAUCAGAUCUGGAGUGAUUGGAGAAGCGUCGGUGGAUUGUGAGUAAAGUGAAUCAUAUGGCUGAACAUGCGGAGCUGCUCGCUGAAAUGAACACAGUCGGCCGUCUCUCAGCCACCGAGCGUCUGAAACAUGCACAGAAGAGACGCACACAACAGCUCAAAGACUGGGCUCAGAUUGAGAAGAACAGCACUCACAACAGCGCUCAGAAGAGAGACGGAAAGAAACGGAAGGUGACUUUCCCCACUAACAUCACAUUACUGGAGGCUGCAGCCAGAAAUGAUCGAGAUGAAGUGCGAGAUCUGCUGAACAAUGGAGUCAGUCCAGAUCUGGUGAAUGAAGACGGACUCACAGCGCUUCAUCAGUGUUGUAUAGAUGAUUUUGUGGAUGUGGCGCGUUGUCUUCUGGAUGCGGGUGCGAAUGUCAACGCGUGUGACAGCGAGCUGUGGACUCCACUACAUGCAGCAGCCACCUGCGGUCACACAAACCUCGUGCAGCUACUGCUGGACACGGGUGCUGCUCUGUUGGCAGUGAAUGCAGAUGGGAAUAUGGCGUAUGAUCUGUGUGAGGACGAGGCGACUCUAGAGCUGAUAGAGAUGGUGAUGGCUGAUCAGGGAAUCACUCAGGAGCGGAUCGAUGAAUGUCGCGGAGCUAAAGAGAGCGAGAUGCUGCGAGACCUGCGUGAGGUGCUGGAGAACGUUGGAGAUCUGAGCCUGACAGACGAGCAGGGCGCGAGUCUGCUGCACAUAGCCGCUGCUAAUGGAUACGUGUCUGUGGGUGAACUGCUGCUGGAGAAUAAAGUCUCUCCUGAUGACCGAGACAAUGAUGGCUGGACGCCACUUCACGCUGCCGCCUGCUGGGGACAGAUUCAGAUGGUUGAGCUCCUGGUUGCCAACGGUGCGAGUUUAAACGCCAGGUCUGGACUGGACGAGACUCCUCUGGAUGUUUGUGGUGAUGAGGAGGUCAGGGCUAAAAUAAUGGAGUUAAAACAGAAACACGACGCCAUCAUGAAGGGUCAGGAAAAACACAAGAGCGAUCUACAGAGACGAGUGUCCAGCGCCGGCAGCAGAGGUAAAGUGGUGAGACGCAGCAGCGUGAAUGAACGCAGCAGUCUGUACCGCAGAGAACAUCAGAAAGAAGCCAUGGUGUGGCAGGAGAGACAGACGGAUGCUCUGGAUGAUGAUGAAGACAGACAGACGGAUGCAGAACUCAAUGCUGCACUGGUGUCUGGUCUUCAUUCACCUGUCAUCUCCUCAUCACAGGCGGCUGAAGGGCAGAAUGGAGCACAGGACUCAGUGUUGGGCAACGGCAGCGUGCUAGCGUUAUCUUCACUUCCGGGAGAGGGCCAGAGUGGAGGUCGCAGGGACCGCAGCGCCUCCUAUCAGCUCACCUUUGACGAAGACAGUAUGAGCAGAGAGAGAUCUCACCAAACGCUCGCCGAUCUCAAACGACAGAGAGCCGCGGCUAAACUGCAGAAACACCCCGCUCCUCCAUUACCUGUGUCCGCUGACCCCCGGGGCAAUGAGCCCGUCACAGAAGAGUCUCCUGCAUCAGAACAGCUGGACGAGAGCGCUUCUGAUGCCGUGUACUUUACUCCAUCGAGUGGAGAUCCACCGCUGCUGAAGCUGAGAGCGCCGGAGGAGGAGGACACGAGCAACACCAAAGAGCCGUGCUGUAGACUCAUGUAGAGUCUCUCUUACAAUAUCAGGCAGGAAUGUCAACGUCCACGUAUCCAACACUUCAUAUGGAUGUUGGUAUGAGGGACACACGUCCGCACAGCUUCUGAUGAUCACAAAUAUACAGAAAUAAACAGAAGACAGUUAUAAUAUAUAUUUGUGUUAGAUUCUUAGCAAUCAGACAUGUGCAAUAUUUCACACGCUGUACGGUUCCUUCCUUCUGUUGAAUGAAGUGAAACUGUUCCGAUGUUCAGAGAUGGUGUGUUAUCAUCAGAUCUUUACCUGAAUCACAAUCAGACACUUCAUCUUUCAUGAAGAAUCAAGGGUUUAAGUGCCGUGAAUGUGGGGCCGAACUCAAAAUAUAUAGAACAAACAUUUCAAAGAAGAAGGAAACAUUUGGAUUAAAAAGAACAUGAUGGUGAUUUUUAAUGAUCAUUUCUAUCAAAUAUUUUACAUGACAUCAUUAAGUUUAUAAUGAUUAACAUUAAGUCGAGUUUAUAAAAAGCUGUUUAAUGUGUAGAAAACAUUUGUUACAGUUGAUCAGUCGCUGUGAUCACAUUAGAUGUCAUUACAGUAAACACCAAACUCUCUCUCUUCUGCUUACACAUCAAUGUUCAUUAUGUCUCUCGAUAACUAAAGUAUAUAUCCAUCCUUCUGACAAUGCACUGACUGAGAUGCAGAUGAAUCACGUCCAAGAAGCAUCUUCAUUGUUUGAUUGAUGUGAACUGUUUAAUUUAUAGUUUAAAUUAUUAUUUGCGUUUAUUCUCUCCUAUGAUAUCAAUGUUAGCUGAAUCAGUUUGUGAUUCAUAAAAUUCAAUUCAAAACCAAAAAUAAAAUCUCUGGCUUUAUUUAAACAGAUGGUAAAUGUGAUGACUCGCUGAUAUGAAUUGAUUGAUAUUGCACUUGAUAAACUAUUUUAAUAUGUGCAGUAUUUACUUCAUCGUUGUCAUAAGGUUUGUUAACAAAACAUUUCUUAUUUUUGUAGGGAAAUUAUUGAGAUACUAUAAUGUUUCUAAAAAACUGUGGUCUGUAAAAAUGUUUAAAAGAAUGUUUUAUUGAUUUUUGUUUUUUGUAAUGAAUGAACUUUAAAGUUUUGCGUGACUGUCACACAGUUGCUGUCUCUUCCCUUUUUUUCCUCUGAUUAAUAAACCUUCUGUAAAUAAAUACA